This is a messenger RNA of Haliotis rubra (blacklip abalone), 1377 nucleotides long. Its product is annotated as flocculation protein FLO11-like. NCBI's taxonomy places the organism in Eukaryota, Metazoa, Mollusca, Gastropoda, Lepetellida, Haliotidae. The transcript is spliced from 7 exons. The record is from RefSeq and is a predicted model, not a curated record. The coding region runs from base 1 to 1287 and encodes 428 amino acids.
AUGACGCGAGACAUCCCCACAGACAGGUUUGUGGCCAUCCGGAUGGGCACGUCAGUAGAGUCUCCACAGAAGUCCACGUAUGAGUGGCGGUUCGCCACGAGGUCUGACGAACGCAGUGUGUUUCAGACUCAAUAUGCCCGAGUUCAGCAGAGUCAAGGGACCUUCAGUGGUGGAGUUCCGGUCCAGAUAAAGCAGAGAGCGCUCGCAGUGAGUUGUAGUCCUUCAGUUCCCGUAGAGUCCCUGGUGCUUCAUCCAACACCACCUACACGUACAACAUCUACAACUACAUCCAGGCCAGGCCCAACCUCCUCGACUGGGACAUCAGCUCCUGCUACAGUGGUCAAAAAGAAGAGGGUUCUACAGUUUGCUGUACCUGGUUCCUACAGAUCUCAGAUAUCUUCCAACAGAGAGACGUUCAAACAUGAUACACUCUCAGUCUUAGCUUCCUCCCUCCAAAUAUCACCACUCCGGAUAAAUGACAUUAACCUUAAGUUGGAUGUCACCAACAACGUGAGUGUGACGUUCACCUUGCUGGACACUGCUCCCGUCAGGGGUGACGUGAAAGUCAACAUCACAGAGACGUCGCUGGACAGUGCUGUAGCAACACUUGCAAACCUGGUCAAGGAUCAUGCUUUCCUGAUACCAGCAGUAUUUGGCAGUCAGUUUGAGGCUAUUCCUGCUAUACCUACAUCAUUCCGGGACACUACUGAGGAAGGUGAAACCACUUCAACAUCAGCGACAACAUCACCAACACCACCAACAUCACCAAUAACACGAGAUACAUCAUCAUCAGAUACAUCAUCAUCAGAUACAUCAUCGACAGCAUCAUCAACUGCGUCAUUCACAACAUCUGCGGAAUCGUCAAAAUUAGUAAAACCCACGGAAACUGUCGCAACCAGAAUCACACAAACAAAACCAUGGAGGAAACCCACAGUGACCCCUGCAACUAAAGGUUAUGCGACCCAUGUGCCCCGCCCAUCAAAACCCCAUGUGACGACACAGCGCCUGCCCCGCCAAUCAAAACCCCAUAUGACAACACAGCGUCUGCCCCGCCCAUCAAAACCCCAUGUGACAACACAGCGCCUGUCCCGCCCAUCAACACCCAGUGUGACAACACAGCGCCUGCCUGGCCCAUCACUGGCUAACAUUAUGUGUAGCAACAACCAGAGAGGCUACAAAACAGGUGCUGUGGUUGGUGUGAGUGUCGCCAUGGUCGUUGUUGGGGGAGUCCUGGGAACUGGGGCCGCCAUCUUUAUGUCCAGAAGAAGGAACUUUGGAUUCUGUUGAUGUGGCUCGACACACGAACAUUUACAGGUCUCCUUACAUGUUGCAAAUAGCUGUCUAUGAUCUUUGACGUUCCUCCAAUAAAUAUGAAAC